Molecule: messenger RNA, 2178 nt
Organism: Branchiostoma belcheri (Belcher's lancelet)
Lineage: Eukaryota; Metazoa; Chordata; Leptocardii; Amphioxiformes; Branchiostomatidae
Product: putative ferric-chelate reductase 1
Exons: 17
Coding region: 126-2036 (636 amino acids)
Molecular function (GO): oxidoreductase activity, acting on metal ions
Source: RefSeq, a predicted model, not a curated record
UGAAAGGUCAUCAGGAAGAAAACACGCCCUCGUCCCGGUAAGUCCUUCCGCCGCUCACAGCCCGCCGUUGUACUGCAGACCUCGGGCGUUUCUUCCUCUUGUAGCAGCGACUUCCAGGAUUGAAGAUGUGGGGUGUUAUUUUGUCACUGUUGGCCCUCACACCAGUCGGGUUAGCGUACCCAUCAGGUGCUCCAGCACAGGCAUGUCUGGACAUGACCCCCCAACACGGGCCGUCUGAGCAGUCCAGCACGCCUCCGUAUGAACUAGUGGUCAGCAAUACUACAUACGCAGGCGGCGACGAAAUUCAAGUGACAUUAAGUCGGACUGGUAACUCUGCGACAUUCCGAGGGUUCUUUAUCCAAGCCAGAACUGUUGGAUCAACAGAUGCACAAGGAAGGUUCACUAGCCUUGACUCUGGCACCACCAAAACUGUCAACUGUGGCUCUGAGGCAAACUCGGAGAAUGGAGUGACUCAUACAGGGCGGACAGACAAGUCAAGUGUGACUGUUACAUGGACUGCACCUGCCAACCGUGUGGGACACAUACAGUUCAGGGCCACAGUUGUAGAGACAGAGCAGGUUUUCUGGGUGAGUGGGGUGAGGUCUGACUAUGUACAGGACCCUACAGCUGGCCCUCUACCCACACCAGCAACUAGUGGUGGCCAGGAUAUUGGGUCGGCUGCGGUGCAGGUGACUGCAAGUCAAGUCAGGACAACGACAACAGCUUUUAGCUGCUCUGCAUCUCCACGCGAACAGUCCGUGUUUUUAUCGGAAAAUGUGAGUUCCAGUGGUUGUGGCUCCACCAAAGGUUGUUACCAGUCCCCCACUGCGUGUGCCCCACCAGCAUGUGACUACUUCUCCUCAUGGCAGACCAGUGGCAACAACGUUCUGUUUGAAGUCAGCGGGCGGUCACCAGGAUACGUGGCUGUGGGCAUCUCAGAGGACGAAACAAUGGGGUCAGAUGACAUCUAUGAGUGUGUGUAUAACUCGGACUCAGGCCGUACCACUGUCUUCUCCUCCUGGAGCACUGGAAGGUCAAGGCCAGAGAGGGACACCACCCAGGGAGGAAUCUCAGCGAUUGAUGGGUCGUAUGUGGAUGGCGUCGUGUCGUGUAAGUUCACCAGAUCCAUCAACGACGCGGCGGCCGGCAGGAAGAAGAGACAAGCAAAGGUCAACAACGGGAAGUUUUACAACCUGAACAACGAUUUCUUCCUGCUGAUGUCAAAGGGGUCUACGGCUGGAGAUGCUCUGACUUACCACACUGCCAACCGUGUACUUUCAUCCAGCAAGGUUGACUUCCAAAGUACCACCCAAGUGACUGGUGCAGGGAGCCCUGACAUUGUCAAAGCACAUGGUUCCCUGAUGAUGAUUGCCUGGAUCUGUACCGCCAGUGUCGGUGUCCUCAUGGCACGUUUCUUCAAACACAUCUGGCCUGACAGUCAGCUCUGCAAGGAGAAAGUCUGGUUUGCUAUCCACCGUGCGAUGAUGAUCAGCACUGUUCUUCUCACCAUCAUAGCCUUCAUCCUCAUCAUGACUUACAACAACUGGCUCUGGGCUUUUCAUGCUGGUGCUCAUGCCAUUGUGGGAAUCAUUGUGGUGAUCCUGGCCCUGAUCAACCCUCUCAUGGCCCUGGCACGACCACACCCUGACCAACCCAAGCGCUUCAUCUUCAACUGGGCCCACUGGGCUGUUGGUACAGCUGCCCGAAUCCUGGGUGUGGUGGCCAUAUUCCUGGGGAUGGACCUGGCCGCGCUGGACCUGCCUCCUGCUGCCACCUUCAUCAUGGUGGGCUGGGUCAUCUGGCACGCCCUGACCGAGGUCAUCCUGGAGGUCCACAACUGUUCCACCAGCUCCAAAUCUGGCCGUGCUGAGGAGAUGGAGAUGGAUAAUGCAGCUGCAGCAGACACAAAGUCCAAGCCUUUACGAGGAGGAAGCUACACUGGGGGCCAUGGUCUGAGGAAGGGUAUCCUGGGCCUGUAUGUGGUGGGGAUGCUGGGAUUCCUUAUCGCCCUACUGGUUUAUGUGGGACUGAACUGAUCCUUCAAUCUGCAGGGGUCUGUAGAGUUCUCUCCAGGGCUCCAUGAAAUUUCUCCGGGACCCUACUGGGAGUACUAUGUUGUGUCUGUAUGGAGCUAGGUUCUGCGUAUCAUCCAUUUUUUGAAAUAAAGACUAAGCUUUA